UCAUUUUUUUUGUUGGUCUGAACUGCAUUUCCCGCCGUGCACUGCGGGGGUUGGUUUUUUUUUUUUUGGCCGGUCACGUGAGGGUGCUCUUGUGACUGAUCUGUCGGGGGUUUUAGCUGGUGCUGGAUUAUUAUGUUGCGGCCCAAAGCUCUGACCCAGGUGCUGAGCCAGGCGAACACCGGGGGCGUGCAGAGCACUCUGCUCCUGAACAAUGAAGGCUCUUUACUUGCAUAUUCUGGCUAUGGUGACACAGAUGCCCGAGUUACAGCUGCUAUUGCUAGCAACAUUUGGGCUGCCUAUGAUAAAAACGGACAUCAGGCAUUCAACGAGGACAAUCUUAAAUUCAUCCUUAUGGACUGUAUGGAAGGUCGCGUUGCGAUUACAAGAGUGUCAAACCUGCUGCUGUGCAUGUAUGCCAAAGAGACUGUCGGAUUCGGCAUGCUGAAAGCAAAGGCCCAGGCCUUAGUGCAUUACCUGGAGGAGCCCCUGAACCAGGUUUCUGCGUGUUGAGAUCAGCAGAACGAACCCACCUAUUCCUGGAGUCACAUGGACUGUUCCGGGCAGACAUGAUGGCCGCUCUCCACCCCCGAUGCUCCGCUGCAGGUCUCCCGUCUGAUCCUCUCUUGUCCCCGCGUUCCGAUGAUGUAUUUCCUGUAUUUUACAUGUACAUAUGUCUAGAAGUGGAAGCCGAAUGUGGCUGAUUAAAGGAUGUAUAGAACUCCCGAAA
Molecule: messenger RNA, 727 nt
Organism: Hyla sarda
Lineage: Eukaryota; Metazoa; Chordata; Amphibia; Anura; Hylidae
Gene: LAMTOR2
Product: late endosomal/lysosomal adaptor, MAPK and MTOR activator 2
Exons: 4
Coding region: 133-510 (125 amino acids)
Biological process (GO): cellular response to amino acid stimulus; positive regulation of TOR signaling
Cellular component (GO): Ragulator complex
Molecular function (GO): molecular adaptor activity; guanyl-nucleotide exchange factor activity
Source: RefSeq, a predicted model, not a curated record